This is a messenger RNA of Capsicum annuum, 1855 nucleotides long. Its product is annotated as alcohol dehydrogenase-like 4. Gene Ontology annotation, molecular function: zinc ion binding; S-(hydroxymethyl)glutathione dehydrogenase [NAD(P)+] activity. The record is from RefSeq and is a predicted model, not a curated record. Gene Ontology annotation, cellular component: cytosol. Bases 509 to 1678 code for a protein of 389 amino acids. NCBI's taxonomy places the organism in Eukaryota, Viridiplantae, Streptophyta, Magnoliopsida, Solanales, Solanaceae. Gene Ontology annotation, biological process: formaldehyde catabolic process. The transcript has 10 exons.
CGCACAUUGAUUUGCUUGUUUUGCUUAGAUUCAAUGUAUUAGAUUCACUACCGUGCAUUGAUUUACUUGUUUUGCUUAGAAAUAAAUUUUACAUAUUUAUAAUCUUAAUAAAAGUAGUAUAAAUUGUAAUUUUUUAAAAAUCAAAAUAUGAUUGUUAGUGAAAAGGAAUAGAUAUUUCUCAAACAAUAAUAAUAAUAAUAGUAUUGUGCCUCUCUUGGAAUAGCAAGUACUUAAUAAGAAUUAAUAAGAUGUAAUAGGAGUUUUAUUUGCAGUGACAAGUGUUAGAACAGCUAAGGAACGUCAUAUAGGGAUGAUACGAUAAUGGAUUGAAUUAGAUUUACCUUAUAUGGAUAUGUAGAUGGGUUGUUACUAUUAAUUAUUUUGCCUGCCCUGUCUGACCAAAUGGCUUACUAUAAAUAGGCCCUGCACUUGUGACUUUCCUUCAUUCUUCCAUAGUCUUUUGUAGAAAACUGAUUGCUAACUAGGAAAGCCUGCAAAAGAAACUGACAUGGCUUCCAACGGCAUUUCCCAUGUCAAUGGAUCGCUUGCAAAGGUCAUCACUUGCACAGCUGCUGUAGCGUAUGGUCCGGGGCAGCCGUUGGUCGUAGAACAAGUGCAGGUGGAUCCACCUCAGAAAAUGGAAGUCCGAAUCAAGAUCCUCUUUACUUCCAUCUGCCAUACAGAUCUCAGUGCUUGGAAAGGCGAGAACGAAGCUCAACGAGCUUACCCUCGAAUUCUGGGACAUGAAGCCUCCGGAGUGGUGGAGAGCGUGGGAGAAGGGGUGACAGACAUGAAAGAGGGGGAUCACGUAGUACCAAUUUUCAAUGGAGAAUGUGGAGACUGCGUUUACUGCAAAUCGUCAAAGAAAACCAACUUGUGUGGCAAGUAUAGGGUGAAUCCAUUCAAAAGCGUGAUGGCCAACGAUGGAAAGUGCAGGUUCAGGAACAAGCAUGGUGACCCUAUAUAUCAUUUCCUUAACACUUCCACAUUUAGUGAGUAUACUGUUGUUGAUUCUGCCUGCUUAGUCAAGAUUGAUCCUCAUGCUCCACUUGACAAGAUGACCUUGCUUAGCUGCGGCGUUUCCACGGGUCUAGGAGCUGCGUGGAACACAGCUGACAUUCAAACAGGGGAAACUGUGGCAGUCUUUGGAUUAGGAGCUGUUGGUUUGGCCGUUGUGGAAGGGGCACGAACCAGAGGUGCAUCGAAAAUCAUAGGAGUGGAUAUUAAUCCUGAAAAAUGUAUUAAAGGUCAAGCAAUUGGAAUUACCGACUUCAUCAACCCCAAAGAAAUCGAUGUGCCCGUCCAUGAGAAAAUAAGGGAAUUGACUGGAGGAGGUGUGCAUUAUAGCUUUGAGUGUGCUGGAAAUUUGGAAGUUCUUCGAGAGGCAUUUCUAUCCACACAUGAUGGAUGGGGGGUGGCAAUAAUUUUAGGAAUUCAUCCCACACCAAGAUUGCUGCCACUACAUCCUAUGGAACUGUUCGAUGGUCGAAGGAUUGUGGCUUCUGUCUUUGGUGACUUCAAAGGAAAAUCUCAACUCCCUCUUUUUGCUAAACAAUGCAUGGCUGGGGUGGUGAAAUUGGACGAGUUUAUUACUCACGAACUGCCCUUUGAGAAGAUUAAUGAAGGAUUUCAAUUGCUUGUGGAUGGCAAAUCCUUGAGAUGCCUUCUUCGCCUUUGAAUGUUUUAAGAAAAAAGAAAAAAGAAAAAAAAAAAAAGAUGUAUGUAUGAUAUAUUUGAAGUGUAGUUUUGUGCAAAGAUAUUUGAAAGAGUCUACUUUCGUGUACUUUCAAAUAUCUAGUUUGUAAACCUACAUGUCGUUAUUGUUGAGUAUUACAGAGAUUGGGGAACUUUCGUA